AAACAUUUUAGCUUCUUGAAUUGUGCAUCAUGUAGAAGCAACAGAAGCCACUCCGAUAAGUCGAAUCCGCAUAAGACGUUUAACAAUGGUUCAAACCCAAGUGUUAAUUAUUCUAAUCCUUCUUCUACUGGCGAUUGCUCGAUUCUAGACAAGAAUCUGGCCAACGGAAAUGCUAAGGAUAAUAUGUUUCUUUUAAAUUCGGCCCCCCUCGAAAGCUCCAUAAACAAGUUGGACGCUAAGUCAACUAGUUUUGCAAAUGAGAGCUUUGAUACAUCAAAAAUUAACUUGUUACCGAGUGAUAGCUGUAGCGUUCUUAUGAAACAAUCCGUAGAUAGGAUUUCUAACUCAGAACAAACCGAAAUUUACAACAGACUUGAUGCGGUUGUUCGACGCUUGGAGCGGCUUUUAAAUACAAAUGAUUCGUUAAUCAGUGACCAUUCGGGAAUCAUUGCGUUCAAUGGUAUCUUGGCCGAGAAAUUGUCAUUUUAUCUUGAGGUGUCCGGUUCUGUUGGGGAUCUCGCUUUAGAGCAGGCAAAGUUAGUAAAGGAGGCGUUUGAUUUGUGUCUCAAUAUUAUACAGAUGUCCAGGAAGUAUACGAAGCCUUCUUCUGUGCAAAUGUGUAAGAUUAUGGAGCCGCUCUCCCGUAAAAUCGCCGAUAUUUCCCACGUAGCCAAACGCAAUAGGGGUCAUCAGCUCUACCACCCCCUUUUGACUAUUUCGGACUCUGUCAGCAUUCUCUCCUGGAUUAAUAUGUCCUGUCCUGCUGUCUUUGUGAGGGAUAUGGAGAACGCCACCAAAGUCUCUGCUAAUGCCACCACACAGUUAUAUCGCGAAUCAAUGCCUCUGUACGCGGAGUGGCUGAGAGCGUGGUUACGAGUGGUGAGCUGCCUGCGCACCUUGGUUUGUGAUUUCUACCCGGUUGGACUCGUUUGGUGCUUGGAAGGCGCAAACGCACCUUUACCGUCGCCACCGCCGCCUUCAACAUGGGCCUAUUCUCCUGCCGCCAUCGAUUCAUGCGACUGCUCUGCCACUGUCGCCGGAUCUAACAAAUUGAGACGUGAGUGGAAACGUCGAGAUGACGGAAAGGCUUUCAAUCGAGAUGUUCUUCUCUCAGAUAUCUCCCGUACUCGUCUGAGUCAACUUAAACACAUAGAGGGCUUCUCCUAUGAAGGUUGA
Rodentolepis nana is the source of this 1176-nucleotide messenger RNA. NCBI's taxonomy places the organism in Eukaryota, Metazoa, Platyhelminthes, Cestoda, Cyclophyllidea, Hymenolepididae. The record is from the annotation of a GenBank genome assembly.